Aureococcus anophagefferens is the source of this 2528-nucleotide messenger RNA. RefSeq lists its product as hypothetical. Gene Ontology annotation, cellular component: MCM complex; nucleus. The transcript has 9 exons. Gene Ontology annotation, biological process: DNA replication; double-strand break repair via break-induced replication; DNA replication initiation. Gene Ontology annotation, molecular function: DNA replication origin binding; ATP binding; single-stranded DNA helicase activity. Bases 154 to 2301 code for a protein of 715 amino acids. The record is from RefSeq and is a predicted model, not a curated record. NCBI's taxonomy places the organism in Eukaryota, Pelagophyceae, Pelagomonadales, Pelagomonadaceae.
AGCGGGUUUGGACGCCAAGCGGGUCCCCGGCUAUCGCGGUCGGCUGGUAGCAUGAGUGAAACUGAGAUCCAGGCGGGAGCCGCCUGUGACGCUCGAAACACGUUGUAGCUCCGCGUCUAGUUAAUCUUUUUGCUCAAUGUUCUUUGCAGGUUAAUGGUCCAAAAAAAGUUUUACGACUUCCUCCGAAAUUUUCGUGCUGAUUCUGUCUUCAAGUACCGCGAGGCUCUGACUCAAAACUACAGGCGUCACGAUUCGUUAGUGAUUGUGGAACUCGCCGAUGUUGCGGCCUUUGACACCGAGCUUCUAACCUCGCUUCAAAAGCGCCCAGACUUUCAGUUGCGUCUAUUUGAGGCUGCAGCACGCGAUGUCUUACAAAGAUCUGUCCUCCCAUCUAUCGAGCGUCAUCAUGCAUUUGACGUGCAGCUGGCUUUGCAGUCAACGCAGCUCUCAACACCUCUGCGCUCGCUGACUGCUGAACAUGUUGGGCGACUCCUCAAAGUAUCUGGGAUUAUUGUUAGUGCAUCCAAGGUCAGAUCAAAAGCAGUCAAACUCGAUAUUCAGUGCACAAACUGCGGGAAACGCCUUUCUCUGAACUGUGAGGGCGCCUUCUCACAUGCCACUCUUCCCAAACGAUGCGAUGCUGGUCAAGAGCAGGCAGAUUGUGGUCCAUCUCCUUAUGUCGUGAUUCCAGAUGGCUGUUUGUAUGUAGACCAACAGACACUGAAGCUACAGGAAGCGCCUGAGGCUGUUCCGACGGGAGAGAUGCCGAGGUCGACCCUAGUGGUCGUAGAACGAGGAUUGGUAGACCGGGCGUCUCCUGGCGCGAGGGUCUCAAUGCUUGGCAUGUUGUCGCUCUUUGAAAGGUCUGACACAUCACACAAUCCAGACGCAGCAGUAGCUGCUAUUCGAGUACCAUACUUGAAGGUAGUUGGCGUCGAGUUUGACACCAAUGGACAUGGAGACAAAGAACGGCGGUUUACUCCUGCAGAAGAGGAGCACUUUGUGGAACUCGCUCGACGAUCUGACAUUCAUAAUCUGCUCGCAGCAUCCAUUGCGCCCAGUAUACAAGGCGAAUACACUUUAGAUAUUAAAAAAGCACUCGCAUGUCAGCUUGUGGGUGGAUGCCGGAAGACUCUGCCUGAUGGUCUCAGGCUACGUGGUGAUAUUAAUGUUUUACUUCUCGGUGAUCCAUCCACAGCAAAGUCACAGUUUCUCAAGUUCGUGGAAAAAGUGGCCCCUGUUGGGGUGUAUACGUCGGGCAAAGGCUCGUCUGCUGCCGGCUUGACAGCAUCAGUAAUUCGUGACAAAAACAGAGAAUUCUUCCUCGAAGGUGGUGCGAUGGUCUUGGCCGAUGGAGGUGUCUGCUGUAUUGAUGAGUUUGACAAGAUGCGCGAGACGGACCGUGUUGCUAUCCACGAAGCUAUGGAACAGCAGACAAUAUCGAUCGCUAAAGCCGGGAUAACUACAGUUCUAAAUUCGCGCACCUCUGUGCUUGCGGCGGCCAAUCCAGUGUACGGCCGCUAUGAUGAUCUCCGCUCUGCAGCAGAGAAUAUUGACAUGAUGUCCACGAUUCUUUCCCGCUUUGACUGCAUCUUCAUUGUGCGUGAUAUCCGUGAUGAGAGCCGUGAUCUUUCCAUAGCAAAGCAUGUGAUGGGCGUUCACAUGAAGGCUUCGAACGCCUCAAGAUCGCAUCGGGGUGUUAAUACACAGCCUGGUUGCGCUUCUGCUCACGAUGCAGAUACGCUUGACCUUAAGUCACUGAAGGAGUUUGUCGCUUAUUGCCGUGCUAAAUGUUCUCCGAGGCUGAACAAUCAAACUUCAGCCCUUCUUUCAUCAGAGUAUGUUGCUAUUCGUGAGGCGGUCAAGAGCAGAGGCGAACAGGCCGGUGGGCGGCGACAUCAAGCUGUGCCUGUCACGGUACGUCAAUUGGAAGCCCUUGUGCGGCUUGCAGAGUCCCUCGCUAAAAUGCGGCUCCAAGCCAGCGUGCAACCUCAAGAUGUCCACGAAGCACUAAGAAUUUUUAAAGUUUCGACAAUGACAGCUGCAUCUACAACGCCACAGACUGCAGGCGCAGAACUGCGCUUUUUAGGAGAUGAUCAGCGUACACAAAUUCAGAACGCUGAGCAGUUUCUCAAGCAACGUGUGCCUGUUGGCGCUGAUGCAAAAACGAUACGUCUACUUGAAGAAGGUAUUGCUCUUGGGCACUGUGACUCUGCGCUCCGACGUGCUCUGAAAAUAAUGAGCAACCGUGCUGAAUUUGCAGAACUCGAGAAAGGGAAGCGACUUCGCCGAUUACGAUAGACAACAAUCAAACUAUUGGUCAAUGGUACGACCACUACAAGCACGCCGUAGCUUGCUACUGGCAGGGCAUGGGAAACCGAAAUGGACUACGCUCGCGUUUUGGCGGCCCCCGUGGACGCGCUUAAGUGCCCCAUAUAGCUAGGAACUACCUCCGAGGUAUCCUAAGUGAGACUUGAGACCAUAUGAGGAACACUACUUGGUCCCGACUAACCUACUGUGCGCUUCGU